Molecule: messenger RNA, 2304 nt
Organism: Trypanosoma theileri
Lineage: Eukaryota; Euglenozoa; Kinetoplastea; Trypanosomatida; Trypanosomatidae
Exons: 1
Coding region: 1-2304 (767 amino acids)
Source: RefSeq, a predicted model, not a curated record
AUGAAGUGUGUUACCUGUUUGUGUGUUAGCGAUACUGAAGGUGAAAAUGAUAUUAAAUGUAGUCAUUUUAUUCCCUGUCCACAGUGUUUAAAGCUUUUAUACUGUUCUGCUUCUUGUGCAGAGGUUGGAUGGUAUGGACAUCGAUAUUUUUGUGAUGCCUCACUUAAUAAAUCCUCUACACAUGAGUCGUUAGUUAAGAAACAUCAGGAAUUUUGGCAACAACGUCAACAAGAGGAAAAACUCAAGAAAUGGUUAAAAUAUAUUCUACACUGUUUAGUUUUUGAAAAAGAUUCAGAACCUCCUUAUGAAAUUCUUCUUUCUCUGUUAAAUACAUUGUAUUCUUUUAAUGACAUGAAUACUUGUAUUAUAAAUGAAAAUUUAUCUCUCCUCAUAAAAGAGGUGAGUAUCAAUCUUGAAACAGUUUUUUCUCAAACUGUGAGUCCUGUGGGGAUAACAAUAUUUGUACUUUUACAAGCCAAAUUUCAAUCACUCUUUCUUCGUGAUCAUGAUACAGCAUUAAAUACAUUACUACGAGGUCUCGCAAAGAUAAUAUUACGAGGAACACCUAAAGAAGUUUCUUUGCUUCAACAAGUCUUGGAAGAUGAACGGAUGAAUUUAUGGACUCGUAAAUAUUCUAAAGUUAUUAUGACUACAACAGAGGUACCACGAUCAUCUCAACGACUUAUGUGUGGUGAAGUAGUGGCAGUUAAUUCUAUUCCUUUUCUUUCAUGGAAGUCUAGUAAUUUUCCUUCCGUAUUAUGUCCUAGACAAUCCUCUUUGUACGAUGAAGGUCUAAAGUCUAUGUGUGAUUCCUUUAUUAACUUGAAAAACAAAGAGUUGACGUUUAGUCAUUUAAUGGAUGAUGAACGAGAGGCAAUCUCAAUAUUACUUGUAGAGGAAUUACCUUCUGUACAAUAUAUGGAAGCUGACGUAGUGGUAUCUUCAUCAACCUAUUUAACACUACUCACAGACACUCCAUCAUUAUCAUUACCUUGUUGGUUAAUAUCCCUUUUCUUUUCCGCUGUGAUUUCACGACGACGUUUCAAAUCAGAUAUGUGGGGUUUCUUUGAACUUGUCUCACGACUUCGACAUUCAUGUAAACCGAAUUGCAUUUGGAAUAGUGAAACUGGUGAAUUAAAAGCUUUGCGUGAAAUUGCACCACACGAACCACUUACAAUGGAUACGAUUUGGGCCUCUCUCAUAGAUACAACCCGUCAAAUGAUGAUGAUGAAGUUACCAACACAUUUACGACAAAAAUCUAUUAGAACAAAUAUUGGAAUAUUAUGUUCGUGUGAGAGAUGUACGGGUAAAGAAAUUUAUUUUCAUUACCCAACUGAUGUUAUGCAGAAGCCAAAACUAGAGAAAGAAGGCAUAGAUGAAGAAGAAGUAGAAGAAGAAAGGCAUACUAAUGAUAGAAAUGCGUUCGAUUUUUUACGAGGAUUUGCAUGUCCUCUUUGUCGAAUUGAAGAGGGAUGGAGGUAUCGUCAACAAUAUCAAGAUGUACAUCAACAACCGAAGGACAAUGAAUCCAAUCAAAGUAACCGCCUUGAGCUUAAGAGAUACUUCACACCAUACGAACCUUGGGUAUGUCAUUCUUGUAAAGAAAAGUGGCGUGACUGUGAUUUACCACUUGAACGAGAAACAGAACUGUCUCGAAAGGCUGAACGUUUACUUCUUAUGGCUUCUCGCAAUAUCAUUGGAAAGGGUUUCUUUGAAGAGCUAAAAACACUUAUGCAGGAUAUUCUGCAUGUUAUGGGACGACAACACCACAGCGUUUACCUUCUCGGAUGUGAGGCAUUUAUAUUAUUUUAUCGUUACAUUGCCACUCGCUUUUCAUCCACAACAAGUCUUCUUGCCCAGAAACACAUUAUAGCAUGGUGCCGCAAAUGGAUCCGCUGUGCACAGAACACACUCUUGAUAAUUAAUUGUCCACAUGUAUAUUCCGCUUUCAUUGUGGAAACGGCACUCUCACUCUCAAGUGUAUCACUCUUACGGGAAAAAGUAAUUCUUCUCCGUCAUGCAGAGAUACACUGUCCUGCUGCGGUUAUUAAUGGCACUAAUAGCACCAUAGCAAGAGCCGUUGCUGAUAUUCUGUACAAUACUAAAAGUCCCGAAUUUACAAAGAUGGCACAAUCACCAUCUCUCUUUGCAAAAUUCAUGGAGGAAGAGGAGCAAGAAUGGGAGGAUGCACUGAUUUCAGAAUGGGAAUCACAUCUCAUGGACCGUGUACACACCGAACUAAAUAGCAACGCAAAACCAAAUCUCCCAACAAAAUUGCUUCACAUAAUACCAAAAAAAGAGUAA